Molecule: messenger RNA, 1785 nt
Organism: Prorocentrum cordatum
Lineage: Eukaryota; Dinophyceae; Prorocentrales; Prorocentraceae
Source: the annotation of a GenBank genome assembly
AUGCAGGCGCUGCUGGGGAUCUCGGACCCAGGCCGAGAGGCCUUGCUGCAGGAGUUCGGCGGGGAGUGCGACAAGAUUGCGCGAACGAGGGCCCUGCUCGCAGUCGCUCAGCAGGGCUUGGGUGUCGAGGGCGCCUGCCACGCCGGGGAGCACCUGUCGACAGCAAAAGAGCGCCUCGGGAGGUGCGCGAAGUCCUGCGACUCGGUGGAGGGGGUGCUCUCGGACUGGGGGCUUCGCGAGAGGCUGCGCCAGGCCAAGGAGAGGUGGGAGCCGCUCGUGCAGGAGAACUUCCAAAGAGAGGCUCGGACGGAUGUUGCUCCCGACACCCCGCCGACGGCGGCUGCGGCGGAUGCCUCUCCCGACGCCCCGCCGACAACGGCGGGGGUGGAGGCUGCCACCGACACCAACCCGACGGCGGUUGCGGAAGAGGCUGCUCCCGACGGUUUGCCGACAACGGCUGCUGCGGAGGUUGCUCCCGACGCCCCGCUGACGGCGGCUGGGGCGGAGGCUGCUCCCGACGUUUUGCCGACAACGGCUGCGGCGGAUGCUGCUCCAGACACCCCGCCGACGGCGGUUGGGGCGGAGGCAGCUUUCGACACGCCGCCUACUGCGGCUGCGGCGGAUGUUUCUCCGGACGCCCCGCUGACAACGGCUAGGUUGAAGGCUGCCAUCGGUGCCCCGCCGACGGCGGGUGCGGCGGAGGCUGCUCCCGACGGUUUACCGACAACUGCUUGGGCGGAGUCUGCUCCCGACGCCCCGCCGACGGCGGCUGCGGUGGAUGCUGCUCACGACACGCCGUCGAUGGCCGCUGCAGCGGGGGCUGCUCCCGACACCGCGCUGACGGCGGCUGGGGCGGAGGCAGCUUUCGACACCCCGCCAACGGCGGCUGCGACGGAUGCCUCCCACGACGCCCCGCCGACAACGGCUGGGUUGAGGGCUACCACCGACACCCCGCCGACGGCGGCUGUGGCGGAGGCUGGUUCCGACGGUUUGCCGACAUUUGCUGGGGUGGAGGCUGCUCCCGACGCCCCGCCGACGGCAGCUGCGGCGGAUGCUGCUCCGGACACCCCGCCGACGGCGGUUGGGGCGGGGGCCGCUCCUGACAGUUUGCCGACGGAUAUUGUUCCUGACCUUCCGCCGACGGCGGUUGGGACGGGGGCUGCAACCGAUGCCACGCCGACGGCACAGCGAACUCCCGUGAGUCACCCGCUCGCGGCCCGAGAAGUGCCGAAGCAGGUAGACGAGCCUGGCCCUCAGCGGGAGAAGGCGAAACUGAGGGAUCAACUCUUCGAGGUGUAUGGUGCAGGAGGGGAAGCCUUGGCGGGCGAGGGCGAGGUUCUUCGACUGACCUCGGCGGCAGCCUCCGAGGCCGGCGGGGAGAAUGAGAACCGUGCUGGGCUGAGAGCCCUGAUCGAGAGCACGUUCAUACAGAACGGGACCACCUUCUACCGCAUCAGGCUCUUCGGCUCCGCGGGCCCCGUGACGUACACGAAGAGGUACAGCGACUUCAGGGCCUUCGACGAGACUCUCCGGGAGAGGAGCCCGGCUCUCCACUCGGCCAUGCCCCAGCUCCCGGAGCCAGGCGUCUUCGGCCUGCGGCACAAGUUGGGCGCGAGCGGCUUCGAGCAGCGGCGCAGGGACGGCCUGCAGGCCUACCUCGACGCGGCGGCGGCCUGGCUGGACGAGGCAACCCUUCGGGGUUUCCUCGAGCUGCGGCGCGGCGGGCCGCGCGCGGGGCCGACGCGGGCGCCGGAGCCCGCAGGAGCCGUGCUUUGGGCGGCCUGA